Molecule: messenger RNA, 1449 nt
Organism: Penicilliopsis zonata CBS 506.65
Lineage: Eukaryota; Fungi; Ascomycota; Eurotiomycetes; Eurotiales; Aspergillaceae
Exons: 6
Coding region: 1-1449 (482 amino acids)
Biological process (GO): tripeptide transport; dipeptide transport; transmembrane transport
Cellular component (GO): plasma membrane
Molecular function (GO): dipeptide transmembrane transporter activity; allantoate transmembrane transporter activity
Source: RefSeq, a predicted model, not a curated record
AUGGGAGAGGCCUCCAACCCGGCCUUGUCUGCCGACUCGACCGAGCCCGUCGGCAGCUGUGAGCUGUACAGCGAUGCCGCCACCAAGAAGCGCGUGCUGCGCAAAAUCGACCUCGUCAUCCUGCCGCUGCUGUGCUUUGUGUUUUUCUUCCAAUAUCUCGACAAACAGAGUCUUGCCUUUGCCGCCGUCGAGGGCCUCGAGACUGACCUCCACCUGGUCGGCACCGAGUACUCGUGGACGUCUGCCAUGUUCUACGUCGGCCAGCUGGUCUCCGAGUUCCCCUUCAUCUAUCUCAUGUCGCGCCUGCGUCUGUCCAAGUUUGUCGGCGUCACCAUUGUCAUCUGGGGCGGAAUCUGCAUGUGCCUCGCGGCCCCCAAGACGUACGGCCAGUUCCUGGCCGUCCGCUUCCUGCUGGGCGUCAGCGAGGGCGCCGUCAGCCCGGCCUUCAUCACCAUCACCAGCAUCUGGUACAAGAAGUCGGAGCAUCCACUACGCAUCGGAUGCUGGAUUACCUGCAACGGCCUGGCCUCCCUGCUGGGCAGCCUGUUGAUGUACGGGAUCGGGCAGAGCCACAGCCUGACCAUGGCCCCCUGGCGCGUCAUGUUUAUUAUCUGUGGCGCCAUGACCUCCUUCAUCGGCCUGGUCUUCUUCUUCGCCAUGCCGGACAACCCGGAGACCGCCUGGUUCCUGACCCCCGAGGAGCGCAUCGCCGCCGCCCAGCGGCUGGCCGAGGAGCACGACGGCGGCGACAAGACCAACUUCUCCCUUGAGCAGCUGAAGGAGUCUCUCGGCGACUUCAACUCCUAUGCCGCCUUUCUCUUCGGCAUCUUGGUCACUGCUCCAGCGCCUGUCUUGACGUUUGCUACACUCAUGAUUGAAAGGCUCGGGUACAGCUCCGCGCAGACGCUCAUCUACAACUGCCCCUCCGGCGCGGUGCAGAUCGUGGCCAUCUGGGCGGGCGUGCUGGGCUGCCGUUUCUUCCCACAGAGGCGCUGUCUGGUCGUCAUCGGGCUGAUCCUGAUCCCCAUCGUCGGAUGUAUCCUGCUUGUCGCUCUCCCCUUCCACGGCUGGGGCAUUAUCGUCGGCGCGUGGCUGGGCGGCACCGGGUCCUCCAUCUUCACGAUCACGAUGAGCCUGAACGCUUCAAACGUCAAGGGCAACACAAAGAAGUCGAUCGUCAACACGCUGUACUUCAUCGGCUACUGCACGGGCGGCAUCGCCUUCCCGCAGCUCUGGAGCUCCAAGGACGCCCCGCGCUACACCAACGGGCUGAUCUGCUCGCUGGUCGCAUGGGGGCUGUUCAUCGUCCUGAUGCUGACCUACUGGUCCAUCGCCUCCAUGCGCAACAAGGAACGCACCCGCCUCGCCGUCGAGGGCUACGUCAGCCCCUACGAGGCCGGCGCCGACGUCACCGACUUCAACGACAAGUCGUUCAUGUACACUACCUAG